AUAGUUAUCAGAUCCCACUAGCAUCGUCCUCCCAUCCAUCUCUCCCUCUCGUACCCUCGGACUCUAUUGGCCAGAGACAAAAAGGCUAGAACCCUAAUCUCUUUCGUUCGGCGUCGUGUGGCUCUGCUCGACAUUUCAUCUUUAGAAUCUCAGAUCUUCUCCUUCGUGCUGGGCUGUUGGCAUUGCGUCGUAUGGUUUGGCGCCAUUAGCAUUUCACUUCUAGAAAAGGAACGAAGAAACGAAUGAAAAGAAAAGCACAGAUCACUUUCUCCAUUACAGUGACUUCAUAACCGCCACUUCAUUUCGUCUCAAAGAACCAGCGAAUUGUAGUUUGAUUAUAUUUUAUCUCCAGUAAUGGCCCAGUUGAAAGCUGUUUCUCCUUAUUCAUGCUCCAAUCUUUCUCCCUUGGGACAUAGAACAGAGCACCUGCUGCUCCCCCAAAUAUGGAACACGAAGCCAUCAUCAUUGAGAAAGUUGGGGCCAAGAACAAGCGUUGGUAUCACCAAAUUCCCAGUAAUAAAAGCAGUUUUGCACAGUGGUACAGAGACGGAAGUUUCCACUACCAAGGGCAGUGGGCUUCGUGGAAAAUUAAAUAAGGUUGUGCUAGCUUACAGUGGUGGCCUAGACACGUCAGUCAUUGUCCCCUGGCUAAGAGAGAAUUAUGGAUGUGAUGUUGUUUGCUUCACUGCUGAUGUUGGCCAAGGCUUAAAAGAAUUGGAAGGUUUAGAAGAGAAGGCCAAAGCCAGUGGAGCCUCUCAGUUGGUGGUGAAGGAUUUGAAGGAAGAAUUUGUCCAGGAUUAUAUAUUCCCUUGUUUGCGUGCUGGCGCAAUUUAUGAGAGGAAGUAUCUCCUUGGGACUUCAAUGGCUCGCCCUGUUAUUGCAAAGGCCAUGGUGGAUGUUGCAAAAGAAGUAGGAGCAGAUGCUGUCUCUCAUGGUUGUACUGGUAAAGGAAAUGAUCAGGUUCGCUUUGAGCUCACAUUCUUUGCUUUGAAUCCCAAACUAAAUGUUGUGGCUCCAUGGAGGGAGUGGGACGUUAGAGGGAGGGAAGAUGCAAUUGAGUAUGCAAAGAAGCAUAACGUACCUGUUCCUGUGACAAAGAAAUCCAUAUACAGCAGAGACAGGAACCUUUGGCACCUUAGUCAUGAGGGUGACAUUUUGGAAGACCCAGCAAAUGAGCCAAAGAAGGAUAUGUACAUGAUGUCUGAGGAUCCAGAGGAUGCUCCAAAUCAAGCAGAAUAUGUGGAAAUUGGGAUAGAAUCAGGAUUACCUGUUUCGGUUAAUGGGAAGAGACUUUCACCAGCAUCCUUACUCUCUGAACUCAAUGAAAUUGGUGGAAGGCAUGGUAUUGGCAGGAUUGACAUGGUUGAAAACCGGCUUGUCGGUAUGAAGAGCCGGGGAGUUUACGAAACUCCUGGGGGAACAAUUCUCUUCACUGCAGCACGUGAAUUAGAGUCUUUGACACUUGACCGGGAAACAAUCCAAGUGAAAGAUUCAUUAGCCCUAAAAUAUGCAGAGCUGGUGUAUGCUGGAAGGUGGUUUGAUCCUCUUCGGGAGUCCAUGGAUGCCUUCAUGGAGAAAAUCACAGCAACCACAACAGGUUCUGUGACUUUGAAGCUGUACAAGGGCUCUGUUACUGUUACUGGUCGGAAGAGCCCUUACAGCCUGUACAGGCAGGAUAUUUCAUCAUUUGAGAGUGGUCAGAUAUAUGAUCAAGCCGAUGCUGCCGGGUUCAUUCGCCUUUAUGGCCUUCCAAUGAGGGUGCGAGCGAUGCUUGAGCAGAGCAUCUAGGAACUAGUUUUUUUGUGCACUUGAUGAAUAACAUGCCUGCUUUGUUGGCUGAACAUUUUUGUGGAACUUCUACUGGAAAAUAAACUAAUUUUGUUAUCCAUUAUUAGCUUUUACAUUACAUUACAGAAAUGCAUGGAGGCAUUUCAGAGGAUUCCUUAUCUCACUUUUCAAGUAACAAUGUGGUGCAGAAAAUGUGGAUGGUGAAACCUUGGCCUAUUUUAGUGUAUGCUUAGUUUUAUUUUGUUA
Molecule: messenger RNA, 2034 nt
Organism: Prosopis cineraria
Lineage: Eukaryota; Viridiplantae; Streptophyta; Magnoliopsida; Fabales; Fabaceae
Product: argininosuccinate synthase, chloroplastic-like
Exons: 12
Coding region: 355-1788 (477 amino acids)
Biological process (GO): L-arginine biosynthetic process; urea cycle
Cellular component (GO): cytoplasm
Molecular function (GO): argininosuccinate synthase activity; ATP binding
Source: RefSeq, a predicted model, not a curated record